GACUCGGGAAGACUUUAAACGUUUGGUCCGGUAAGAGGCACGCGCUCAGGUGUUUCUGUGUGACUCCAACAUGGUUAAUGUGAAGAAGAAGAAGAAGAAGAGCAGCUGCUGAACGGGUCCUGCUGGCACGUUCUGGUUUCUGAGAGAAGUGGACUUGUGUCUCUGAGGAGGAGCAGCCGUCCUGCUGUGCUUUGUGUCACGACGUCCUGAAGGAUCCAGUCUCUACGGUGCAUCACUUCAUACUGGGACCAGUCUGCUUCAUCAGGAAACUUCCCCAAAAAUAUCCCCAGUGUGGCGAAAAAUCCGGAACAAUGUACGCUGCUAAACAUAAACAUAAGGUCCUUGUGAAGGAGAUAUAUGAAUGUGUAACUGAGGGAGCCGAUGAAACAAGAAGUAGAACCCUCCUCAACAGGAUCUUCACUGCACUCUACAUCACAGAUGAACUGAUUGAAGAAGUUAAUACCCAACAUGAGGUGAGGCAGCUUGAGACAGCUUCCAAGAUGAAGACCCUCCAUGACUCUCCAAUCAACUGCAGUCACAUCUUUAAAGCCUUACCUGACCAACAGAAACACAUCAGAGUUGUUAUGAUGAUCGGCGUCGCUGGCGUUGGAAAAACCUUCUCAGUGCAGAAGUUCUGUCUGGACUGGGCCGAGGGUUUGGAAAACCAAGAUGUGGAUCUGGUGAUUCCUCUUUCCUUCAGGGAGCUGAACUUGAUCAGAGAUGAGCAGUACAGUCUUCUGGAGCUGCUCCGUGUUUUCCAUCCAACAUUACAGGAGGUCACAGCAGAGCAGCUCGCUGGCUCUAAAGUUCUCUUCAUCUUUGACGGCCUGGAUGAAAGCAGACUUUACCUGGAUUUCAACAACAAUGAGGCUGUUUCUGAUGUCACACAGAAGUCAUCAGUCAACGUGCUGUUGACAAACCUCAUCCAGGGGAAGCUGCUUCCCUCGGCUCUCGUCUGGAUAACUUCCCGACCUGCAGCAGCCAAUCAGAUCCCUCCUGCGUGUGUUGACAGGGUAACAGAAGUACGAGGCUUCACUGACGACCAGAAGGAGGAGUACUUCAGGAAGAGAGUCAGUGAUGAAGAGCUGUCCAGCAGAAUCAUCUCCCACAUCAAGACAUCCAGGAGCCUCCACAUCAUGUGUCUGAUCCCAGUCUUCUGCUGGAUCACUGCUACAGUUCUGGACCACAUGUUCACUACAGACCAGAGAGGAGAGCUGCCCAAGACCCUGACUGACAUGUACUCACACUUCCUGCUGGUUCAGACAAAGAGGAAGAAGCUCAAGUAUGCUGAGGGACAUGAGACAAGUCCACAGGAGCUGACGGAGGCUGACAGGGAAGUUCUUCUGAAGCUGGGGAGGCUGGCGUUUGAACAGCUGCAGAAAGGAAACAUCAUGUUCUACCAAGAAGACCUGGAGCGCUGUGGUCUGGAUGUCACAGAGGCCUCGCUGUACUCAGGAGUUUGUUCAGAGAUCUUCAAAACAGAGAGUGUGAUCUUCCAGAAAACAGUCUACUGCUUCGUUCAUCUGAGCAUUCAGGAGUUUCUGGCUGCAGUCUACAUGUUCCACUGUUACACCAACAUGAACACACAGGUACUGGAGGACUUCCUAGGAGAAGACUGGAAAUACAAGAGCAUUGAUUUAUCUCUGGAUGAAGAUGAUGAUGACAGGGACAUAGAACAUUCCCAGUCUGUGGAUGAAGAUGAUGAUGACAUGGACAUAGAACAUUCCCAGUCUGUGGAUGAAGAUGAUGAUGACAGGGACAAUGACCAUUCCCCCCCCAUGGAUAAAGAUGAUGGUGUUGAUGAUGACAGGGACAAUGACCAUUCCACCCCUGUGGAUAAAGAUGAUAGUGUUGAUGAUGACAGGGAAAAUGACAAUUACCCAUCCCUGGAUGUCUUCCUGAAGAGAGCCUUGGAGAAAUCCCUGAGGAGUAAAAAUGGCCACCUGGACCUGUUUGUCCGCUUCAUUCAUGGCCUCUCUCUGGAGUCCAACCAGAGACUCUUAGGAGGCCUGCUGGGUCAGACAGACAACAGUCCAGAAAUCAUCCAGAGAACCAUCAACAACCUGAAGGAGAUGAACAGUAAAAAGAUCUCUCCUGACAGAAGCAUCAACAUCUUCCACUGUGUGACAGAGAUGAACGACCACUCAGUCCAUCAGGAGAUCCAAGAGUUCCUGAAGUCAAAGAACAGAUCAGAGAAGGAACUCUCUGUGAUCCACUGCUCAGCUCUGGCCUACAUGCUGCAGAUGUCAGAGGAGGUUCUGGAUGUGUUGAACCUGAAGAAGUACAACACAUCACUGGAGGGAAAACUGAGACUGAUUCCAGCUGUGAUGAACUGCAGAAAGGCUCUACUACCUGGCUGUCAGCUAUCAGGGACUCACUGUGAAGUUGUGGCCUCAGCUCUGAUGUCCAACCCCUCCCAUCUGAGAGAGCUGGACCUAAGUCUCAACAAGCUGCAGGAUUCAGCAGUUAAGCUUCUAUCUGCUGGACUGCAGAGUCAUCACUGUAGAUUGGAGACUCUGAGAUUGUGGGGCUGUGGUUUGUCAGAGACCAGCUGUGCUUCUCUGGCCUCAGCUCUGAUGUCUAACCCCUCCCAUCUGAGGGAGCUGGACCUGAGUGACAAUGAGCUGCAGGAUUCAGGAUUGAAGCUGCUGUGUGAUUUUCUGAAGAGUCCACACUGUGGACUGAAGACUCUAAGAGAAUAUAAGGCUGCACCUGACAUACAUGAAGGAUAUCCGUCCACGUCAAAGACAAACCUUGAUGUGUCUGAGGACAGAAGAGAGGAUCAGCUGUGUCCUGAUGAGCCAGAGAAGUUGAAGCAGCAGCAGCUUGUAGCUGGAGAAGCUCCCAAUAGAAAUUGUCAGGAAAUGUUACAUUUCACACCUAAACUGCUGAUUGAGUCUGGAAAGACUUCAUACAGGUUCAGGUGUCCUGGUCCAGGUGGGUUCCAGUGUGCUUUGACUGAACUGGUGUUUGUUACGACUCAGGAGGCAGAGCUGCUGUACAACACUGUCCAAUGGGACGAGAGCUUCCUCCAAUCAGCUGGCAGGAUGGCUGCAGGACCGCUGUAUGACAUCAAGUGUUCAGAGGAGGCUGCUGUCUGUCAGCUCCACUUUCCACACUGUGAAAUUAUAGAUGCUCCUCUACCUGAUGGCCUGUUGUCUGUCGUCCACAUCACUGAUGAUGGGAUGAGCAUCCUGGAGCCGCUGGAGAUUACUGACACUCACGUGGUUGUAAAUGUCCCUCACCUCUCUAUGCUCGGACUGAUCUGGGAUGUAGUUAAAAGGUUGUGGACGAAACCUGUCAGCGGCCAAGUUCUGCUGUUCCUCAGACCACCAAACCCAGCAACACAGAGGCAAAAUCUCAACAUGCUUCUCCUGCCAAGAAACAUUCCUCUGAACGAGGUGAGUGAACAAUAUCAAGAAUAUAGGAACAUCCAGGUUCCUGCCACAUGUAGACUCAUCAAAGCUCAAAGUUACACUGUCCAAUGUCCUCAGGCCGUUAAAAUACAGCCCAAGAAAGCAGAUUUCGACCUGGAGUUUGGACCAAACUACCACCCAACGUUUGAGAUCCGCCUGCCUAUAAACACACCAGAAGUGACUUUAAGAGUCCAAGACGAAGGACAGAGCAUCUGGGAGCAUGACGUGGAACUGAUUGCUCCAAAAACCAAAAUCACAGCAUCAGCAGAGGACAGAGAAAGGGAAUUGAACAGAAGGCAGGCAGCCUGGAUAAAGCUAGGAAAGACAGCAGAGGUGUUUAACACUCUGGAGGAUCUCAGAGAAGAGGAGUUUAAGAAAUUCAAGUGGUUCCUGACGAACAGUGAACAUGUGAAAAACACACCCAUCCCAGUGAGCAGGCUGGAGAAUGCAGACAGGAUAAAAACCUAUGACCUGAUGAUGCAGUACUUCACAGCGACUGGAGCUGUGGAGGUGUCCAAACAGAUCUUAAAGGAUAUACCCAGGAAUGAUCUGGUGGAGAGAUUGACAGCCAUCCCAGGAACAACAGCUCCAAAACCCAAAACCACAAUACCAGCAUCUGUCAUGGAGGCUAUAUGCACAGUUACUUCCUGGUUACGGACAAGCCAGCCCAAUCACUUCCGGUCGUCUGUCGUCAGGUGAGCUUUCUGUCAGAGCCGGCAAAACCAAAACAAUGACUUUCUACACUCGUUGCCUUCAAGACUUACCCCGUGUCACUAUCAACGAUGUACACCGUCUUAUUAAGGCCUACUCAACUACGGCAUCAAGCAAAAAAGAAAAAGGAUUUAAGCUGUACAUAACCAGCUAUAUUCAUGACUAUGAAGAUUGUUCUCAAAGACUCUAAGCUUGUUGAACUGCUGGCAUGCCAGUGCUCAUGUGUGGCAGGGCUUGCGCUAUGCAAUCACAUUGCAGCAUUGCUGUACCAAACCUCACAUUACAGCCAACAGGGAGCAAUAGCUGUCCCCCCUACUCACAGCUGUACAGGGUCUGAGCAACAAUGGCACAAACCCAGGACCCAGGGUUUCAAGCCUGGUCCAACAAAUGAGAUGGUAGUGUUGUCAGCUCAGCCCAAGGAGAGAAGAGUGGCUGAAGGAAUCAGGAGUAACUUAUACAAAGGAGCCUGUAACCUGACCUGUGACCUUCCAGACAUGUCAGUCCUUCAGUUGAAUGACAUCUACCAAGGCAUGCCAGGGGAAACUGCUCCACUAAUAACAACCAUGGGAAUAGCAGGGGGUGUACCAUUAGUAGACAGUGCCUUUGGAAAAGUCCAAGAAGGUAGUGUUCUCUCCUACCAUCUUCCAGCAUGGACUCCACCAGUGACACAUCUACAUGCGACUGCACCACCACGACCAUCCUUACCUCUUGAUGGUUACUCUUUGGGGCCCUCGGAGUGUUGUUUUGUGGUUAACUACCAUCAGCAGCUGCACAUGAAAUCUCUUGAAACAUCAGAGAUCAUGGCGCACCAACUUGAGGAAAGCACAAGACAACAGAGCACACUGAAGGAAUGGCACCUUCUAAGAAAGCCACGAGUGACUUCCUCUAGAUUCAGAGAGGUUUGCCAUGUGAGAGGACAGUCCUCAGCGGAGAACCUGGCACUCAGGAUUUUACGGCCAGGUUAUCAGACCGCAGAAAUGAAGAGGGGUCUUCAGAUGGAGCCCAAGGCUGUAGAAGAGUACUGCCUUGUUAAGGAUGUAAACCACUAUCCUUGCGGUUUCAUCAUCCACCCAGAUGCACCAUGGAUCGGGUCAUCACCAGAUGGGUUGGUAUACGACCCGAAUGCCGAGCCUGCGUUUGGACUGCUGGAGGUGAAGUGUCCUAAUGUGAGAAGCUAUGUAGACUGUACGUACCUUAGAGUCUCCGAUGGAGUGCUACAGCUAAAACCAUCUCACACGUACUACUGGCAGGUACAGGGACAACUGCUCAUUACUGGUCUGGAAUGGUGUGAUUUUGUUGUCUAUGCAGAAGAUGACAUGUUCAUUCAAAGAAUAUACAGGGAUGGCAGAAUCAUGAAAACAAUGAAAGAAAAGGUUGAUUUCUUCUAUUUUUACUUUUAUCUACCUAUGCUUUUGGCUUGAAAAAAAAUCAUGCCAUUGACAGUACUUGUUUCAAUCAGUUUUAAUCAGUUAGUAUUUAUUUUAGGUUUUAGUGUUAAUUUGAUCAUCCAUUUCAAAAACUCAUUUAUCCCAGUGUCUAUUAAACUCCUAAAUAGCCAUAAGUAAAAUGAAGAUCAGGCCUGCAUAGAUAGAGAUACUUUAUUAAUCCCGAAGGAAAUUAAGGUGUCUAAUAUCUUAUACAAAUACACAUACAUACACAUAGGCUCACAGACAUAUGACAUCUACGUACACAUACAUAUAACAGAAAUACAAAGGAAGAUAUCUAUAGUGUGCCCUCUCAGUAAAAUUAGAUUGUAGCAUGUUUAAAUGAGCGGUGUGCAAAAAAAGCAGAAAGGUGCAAUGGUAACGUAGUGCAAGAGAGUGCCAGUGCCAACAGUAUCACUCCAGUCCAGGGUACUCCAUGACGAUGGAGAUUUGUAAUUGUUGUACUUGUGAACUCUUUUUUUAUUUAUUUAUUUUAAGUAAUGUUUAACUGAUGCAUUGCAUGACACAAUGUUUGGUUUUAUACACCAUCAGGACCAUUGUACACUCUGUUGUAUGGUGUUGUACAGUAUCUGAUGUUUGUACAUGCUGUCUGAAAUGAUGGACAUAUUUUUUUCCACUGACUGAAAUGUAUUUAAAUUGUUGACUGUAGAACAUGUCACCUUCAAUUACAUAUUUUCUUAUGUUCAUUUGUUCUGAGAUUAUUUAUUUGUAUCUAAACACAGUAUUGUGUAAGUGCUGCUUGUAAUGACCACAGUAAAAUACACAUUUUGUGAGAUCCCUA
This is a messenger RNA of Perca fluviatilis (European perch), 6353 nucleotides long. RefSeq lists its product as uncharacterized. The record is from RefSeq and is a predicted model, not a curated record. The transcript is spliced from 20 exons. Gene Ontology annotation, molecular function: protein binding. The coding region runs from base 312 to 4115 and encodes 1267 amino acids. NCBI's taxonomy places the organism in Eukaryota, Metazoa, Chordata, Actinopteri, Perciformes, Percidae.